AUGGCCAUGCACUGGCUGCGACCGUUGUCUUCUCGCCUUCUCGCUUCUCUCGUUCCCCCUUCUCCCUUCUCUCGUUCUCCCUUCUCCCUUCUCUCGUUCUCCCUUCUCCCUUCUCUCGCUCUCCCUUCUCUCGUUCUCCCUUCUCCCUUCUCUCGUUCUCCCUUCUCCCUUCUCUCGUUAUCCCUUCUCCCAUAUCUCGUUCUCCCUUCUCCUCUUUCGCCUAGUAGAUUCUGCCGCUUUCUGAAACUCCUAGAUGGACAAUUUCUUGUUCCUUGCUGUUACAGUUCGACCCAUGGCAGCAGCAGCGGCACCUCGUGCGGCUCCCUCUGCCUUGGCGAAAUGGUGUGCGACUAUCUCGAGAACGAGUGCGACGCCUGCGAUCCCUGCGAUGCAUGUGACGUUCCUUGUGACGUCGCCUGCGACGCUACUGGCGAUGACGACCGCGGGUGUUGCGGGACCUGGCAGACGUGGAAGGCGGCAACAGGGAAAGGAGGAGCAGCAGGAGCAGCAGGAGCAGCAGCAGGAGCAAGAGAAGCGGCAGAAGCAGCGGUUGCGAGCGCGCGUAACCAUCCCUAUGGACGACGGGUUACAGAGUCUCGGGCAUUUGGAGCAUCGGACAGCCUUGAACGCCUUGCUUCAUUGGUCGAGCAGACCCUCAGCUGUUGUGAGACGCCAGAGGAGUAUGCAAUGCUUGAGACCAUCUCUGCUGCCAUGAAGCACGCUCACACCACCUCACCUGUCCCGUACCGCAUCCGUUUGCUCGUGUACUUCCCUGCCCUCAGCUGUUGUGAGACGCCAGAGGAGUAUGCAGUGCUUGAGAUAGUUUCUGCUGCCAUGAAAUCAUCCGCGUCUUCCAUCCCUCCUUCCCCACUUUCCUUUCUCUCCCCUCCAACCCCCCCCCACCCCCUCCCUUUCACCCAUCCUGGACUGUAUCCCAGCUGCCAUGACUACUGUGAUGUCAUUCUUCAACCAUCCUCCCCCAACCGCCUGCCCAGCCGUUUAAUAAUCGACCCCGAUUUCCGGGCACAAUUCCAAAUCGCCCAUCCCACACCGCACUACGACUACAUCCUCCAGCUGACCCCACUUUUUUUUGUGGGCUGCCCAGACCGGCUGCACCAGCUGGUGAAAGUUUUGUGCGAGGCGGUGUGGCUGUCGAUGCAUGAACAGGGAAUGCACGUGCCGCCGUGGCGCCGGCACCAAUACAUGGCUGCCAAGUGGACUGCUGCUUACUCCCGGCGUGUUGCCGUCUCUGCGGAUCGUUUGGGAGAUGGAAUAGCUGCUGCUGCUGCUGCUGCUGCUGCUGUUGCUGCUGCUUCUGCUGCUGCUGCUGCUGCUGCUGCUGCUGUUGCUGCUGCUGCUGCUGCUGUUGCUGCUGCUGCUGCUGCUGCUGCUGCUUCUGCUGCUGCUGCUGCUGCUGCUGCUGCUGCUGCUGCUGCUGCUGCUGCUGCUGCUGCUGCUGCUGCUGCUGCUGCUGCUGCUAUUGCUGCUGCUGAUGGCCCUGCUUGUCCUACUCUUGCGGAGGAGGAGGAGGAGAAAGAGGAGGAGGAGGAGGAGGAGGAGGAGGAGUAG
Closterium sp. Naga37s-1 is the source of this 1569-nucleotide messenger RNA. The record is from the annotation of a GenBank genome assembly. NCBI's taxonomy places the organism in Eukaryota, Viridiplantae, Streptophyta, Zygnematophyceae, Desmidiales, Closteriaceae.